CCUGUGGGGGCAGGGAGAGGAGCGGAGGUGGCAGGAGCUUGUGGGCAAGACGGCAGGGACGGGACAGUGGUUCUGCGAGACCAAGCGUGAGCGGAGUCAUGGGAGUGAAGUCGGCACAGAAUCUUCUGAUGUUGACCGUGUGCGCGUCCUGUGACCGGGCAGUUCCUCCUGGGCAGGGACCCAAGAGAAAUGCAUGAAGCGGUGUGUGCAGGAUGUUCACAGCAGCGUGGCCCAGAUGCUUGUUGGCAGCACAAGUAGAUCCGAAGUGGCAUAUUUGCCCAGCCAGUGUUGCACAGCAGGGGACGAAGGACGUGUGCCAGCACAGGCCGGUCUGUGUUCAGAAUCAGCUUCUUGUUCAAGUCCUUGUACGAGGAGAAUGUCGCGUCGGGCGACGGCGAUUUCUGACUCCUCCAGUCUCUGGCCGUUAAUCCCGAGCAGACGUUGGUGUGUGCCCUGGGCUCUCUCUUCCCGUCCCCCGACCGUGGGCAUCCGCGGUCACACAGCCGCCGCACGGGAGCACAGCACCUGCGGACGAGCACGGGGACCCUCGGUGUCGGCGGCAGUUUUGCCUGGGGUGUUUUGAGUUCCUCGGUGAAAACCAGGAGACGUCCUGGUGGAAGGGAGCAGGUGUGGGCUGGGACGCACGUCUGGGAUUCGAGCUUACUUUGUGGCGUCUCCUGCGACCUGCUGGCUGCUCAUCCAGCCCUGCCCGGAGCUGGGCGCCCUGCGCAUGCUGCACUGUCAGUCCUGCCUGUCCUGCCGGUGACUCUCAAGUGGCCACUCCUCACCACGACCUCAGCAUUUUAGCCUCUGUUUCCACGCUUUGCUGGGGAAGAGGCCCUCGCGGGUUCCCGGCCUCCCGCCGUCCAUCCUCGUCCUCCCGGCCGGGCCGUGGGCGAUCCAUGUUGUCCGGCCUCAGGGCAGAGCGGCUCUGCAGGCGGCAUCGGCAUGCUGUCCUCGGCAAAGGCCCACACGCCGGAGGAGCUCGCCCCCGGCUCCGAGGAGACGCCGAGAGGAAAGUCCCUGCUCACCUGGGGCUCUCUGUUUGGUCACCGGAGUGAGAAGAUCGUGUUUGCCAAGAGCGAGGGUGGCCCCGGCGAGAACGUGCUGACUGUCACCAUCACCGAGACCACGGUCAUCGAGUCGGACCGGGGCGUGUGGAGCUCUCGGGCGCUCCUGUACCUCGCGCUGUGGUUCUUCUUCAGCUUCUCCACACUCUUCCUCAACAAGCACAUCCUGUCCCUGCUGGAGGGCGAGCCCAGCACACUAGGAGCCGUGCAAAUGCUGUCAACCACGCUCAUCGGAUGUGUUAAAAUAUUUGUUCCUUGCUGUUUACAUCAGCACAAAACCCGGCUCUCUUAUCCGCCCAAUUUCAUCAUGACGAUGCUAUUUGUGGGUCUAAUGAGGUUUGCGACCGUGGUUCUGGGCUUGGUGAGCCUGAAAAACGUGGCAGUUUCGUUUGCAGAGACAGUGAAGAGCUCUGCGCCCAUCUUCACCGUGAUCAUGUCUCGGAUGAUUCUGGGGGAGCACACAGGGCUGCUGGUCAACCUCUCCCUGGUCCCUGUCAUGGGGGGGCUGGCGCUGUGCACAGCCACCGAGAUGAGCUUCAACGUCCUGGGCUUUUCUGCCGCGCUGUCCACCAACAUCAUGGACUGUUUGCAAAACGUUUUUUCCAAGAAGCUCCUCAGCGGUGACAAGUACAGGUUCUCGGCCCCGGAGCUGCAGUUCUACACCAGCGCCGCCGCCAUGGCCAUGCUGGUCCCCGCCUGGAUCUUCUUCAUGGAUGCGCCGGUGAUCGGGAGGAGCGGAAAGAGCUUCAGCUACAACCAGGACAUCGUGUUGCUGCUUCUGACAGACGGCGUCCUGUUCCACCUUCAGAGCGUCACGGCCUACGCCCUCAUGGGAAAGAUCUCCCCUGUGACUUUCAGUGUUGCCAGCACGGUGAAGCACGCCCUGUCCAUCUGGCUGAGCAUCAUAGUUUUUGGCAACAAAAUCACCAGCCUGUCGGCCGUCGGCACUAUCCUGGUGACGGUCGGCGUCCUGCUCUACAACAAGGCCAAGCAGCACCAGCAGGAGGCCAUGCAGAGCCUGGCCACGGCCGCCACCCAGGCCCCCGAGGACGCCAAGGAGCCGCUGGUCCCCAAGGACCCCAGACAGCAGCACUGAGCUCAGGAGGCCGCUGGGUGCCCAGGACCCACCAGCCGCCGCCGUCCCCACUGACGCCGCAGCCCCUGAGGACCAGGCCCAGCGGGGGCGCAGCAGAGGGGCUGUGGGGUGGGGGGAGUGGGCGUUUCCUGCUCCUUUCUUGGUUUUUCAGUUUAAACCAGUGGAAACUCAAAUUAGAGAUUCCAGGCGUCAGCUUCCUGGCACAGACCAGAGCCCAGCUCAGCUGAGCCCCUCCCUGUGUAAUGUGAAAACAGCCUCGCAGCCCCCGUCCCCUGUGGGUGUCGGAGCCAGCAGAGAAAACUCUGCGUCCCCACACCAGCCACGAAAGGCCACUGAAGCCCUGGGCUGUCUGGAGACGGGCUGCUGUGCUGGGACGGGGUGUGAAGCGUCCCUGGCCCGGCCACGGCGGCGACAGCGCCAUGGGAGCCCAGCUCCUCACAGAGCAGGGCAGAUGCUGGAGCGCACGGACGCAGGGAAACGAGGGUCCCCUGUGCCAAGGACGGGUCCCCAUCUGGCCCAGAGCAUCCUCCCAAACCACUCUGCCCUCAAAGCCACAGUGUCAUGUGACACUCAAGGGAGAGAUUGUUCCUGGAGGGUCCUCUGUGGGGGAAGGGGCACCCCCUCCUGGAGCGCUGUGCCCAGCCGCCUCCCUCCUAAGCUGCGCGGCUGGGCGGGGCUCCCCGUGCAGCAACUGCAGCCCCAGAGGUUGGGGACAAGCCUCUCCCAUGUUGAACGAGUGACGGGCAACGCUGACAUUCCUUUUCUUCUCUGGACGCUUGUAAGUGUCGGGGACUGUUCUGAGGUCCCUGGACUCGCUGCUCCUGGUCUCGCCUUUCACCGCCCCGUUCAGUUCCCACGUGCAGGGUGAGCACUGGCGGAACGUCUGGAGUGUUGGCCGUUUGGGUUGUGCGGCAUCUGGGGUGACACUUCUUACCGAGGACACACGUGCAGGUUUCUGGAGUACAUCGUGUGCAGGCAGACCACACCCUGCAGGCGGCCCUGCUCUGCCUGGCUCUCCUGGGGGGACAGUGACACUGCAGCCCUGGGCCACCAGGUGAGCCCAGCUUGUCCUUCACUGCUGUCACUGGCCCCCCCAGGGCGUGGAAGCCUAAGGAGUGCAUGGAGGACCACGUCCAGUGUUUGAACCAUGUGCAGGCUGAGGCUUCCGUCUCACAUCCUGCUGGGUUUCUCAUUCGUGGCUCCGUCCGUUGCCAGCCAGGCUGGAGACGCUGCACCACCCAGGCCGCUGGGGCUUGGCGGGUGCAGCCACCUGGCACUAACCGUUCCCUGAGCCUCACUGCCCCUCCUUGCUAUUCAGGUCUUUGGUGGCCCUAUCAGUUCACUGGUUUUCCAGUUGGCUUCUCACCUGGAAAAUAUGAGAACAGUCCCUCCUGAAGACAAAAUAUCUCAGAAACAAAGAGCAAUAAUUAUGUGUCAUUAGGUUUUACCUACUUGGAAAAGUCUGCCAUGACCAUGGGCCAACGCCAGGCCUUGUAACCCACAAGCCACCUUUAAAGCAGUUGGCCUGAGCCUGGAGGACAGCCAGGUGUGUGCUCAUCUGCACAACAACCCCCCCCCCCCCCUGCCAAGAUGGUUUCUCAUGUGACUUUCCCCGGGUUUCUAUUUUCUGUACUCUUUCUGCUUUUUUUUCCCCCCACAACAAAAGGAAAGAGAAUUCACUGGUGGUGGCCAGGUGGGGGGGGGGAUGCUGCUUUGACCUGUGAAGAUCGGGUUGAAAGCCCCUCCCUGGGGCGCUGUCCACCCCACCCUGGAGGCUGUGCAGCUGCCGGCAGUGGGAUGUGAGCAGGGCGGGGGGGUUCUCUGUGGGGGCGGCUGCAGGAUUCCACGCUGGUCUUUCGCAAAGGCUGUGGUCUGGGGGUAACUAGACGCACAGGCGCCUGGUUUCCAAGUGCUGUCUGGAACUGUGGUCCCACGUGCCACGUGGAAUUGAAGCUUCCCAUCAUACAUGUCCCUUCACUCUCACAGGCAGCUUUUGGCCUGUUCUGAUUUUCUAAACUUGUGGACCAGAAACAAAACACAUUUUCCUAAAUUAUUAGCAAAUAAAGCAAUUUACUAUAGAGCUGCUUUUGAGACCUUUCCUCACCCCAGGUAGAAGGAUCACAGAGCCUGGCCGUGGCUGGCACUGUGCCCUGGCUCGAGGACACAUUCCUGCCCCUUCGUCCUGUCUCCAUGCUCGAGUCAGUUUUUAGCCGGCAAUUCUCACGGCAGUUGCAGGACAGCCCUGCACCCAGGGUCAAAGCCCAAGGCCUGGCUUGAGCAUGUAAUGAAUUGUACAGACACAAUAUUUUUUUAAUUAACUUUGUCUAGGACUUUUAUAGAAUAGUAUGUUCUUGUUGAACUGUCACAAACAUGCUUAUAGAAACAUUGACACUAAGUGUCAUUACUUCCAUUGGGUUAAUUCCUCCCGUCUGUGGUCACUGUGUCUGAACCAGACCUUUGUGCUGGGUCAUCCGCUUGCUUACGUGGGUACUCAGACAUAUAGAUCUCUGACUUUCAAGGAAACUGCCCCUACUGAAUGCCAUAGAAAGAUUCCUGCUAAAAAUUCUGUUAGUCAUGAUUUCCUGUAGAACGGCAUUAAAAUAAUCUGCCUGCCUGGAAAGUUGAGAAUACUCUUGCGCAAUCCAAAAUGUGUUUUUAAUUUGAGAAAAAUAAACAUGAUGGAUCAGAAACAGUUGAAGAAAAAAAGGCUGUAGAAAAAAAAGUCAGCCAAAUAAGGCUCCACUUUUUAGCGUCCUUUCACGUAUUUGUGACAAAACCAGUGAGUUUUACUUCUGCUGUGACACUGCUCUGGAUGGUCACUUGGGCAGGUCUUUAGUCAUGACAAACAGGACAGCUUUUUACACCUGUCCACGUGAUGCGCUUUCCAAGGCCUGGCAGUGUCUUCACUGCUUCCUUGGGUUGGGUGUCAUUACAGACGGAAUCUCACUUCUCUGCUUUCACCUUUGACCAGCGUCGUACUAAGGGCUUUAUUCUUCCCCCAAAUAAAUGUGUGCCCUAGGUGGGGCCUUUUCCAAUAAGUAAGAUCAUCCCGGCUUCCCUGAUGAAUCUGCCUAGUUCUCGCUGUCCUGGCUGAGGGCCCCCCACUCAGUCCUUGAGGUCAUGCCGACCUAGGUCUGCACUCACUGCAGCUCAGAGCAUGGAAAUCUUCCUAACCCUAAGCUUGCGAUCGCUAAAUUAUUUCUUUCAGUUUUCCUGGGGGCUGUGACUCUGAGUUUAAUGGCUGCUGGAUCCUCAUUCAGACAUCCAAAUUCAGUUGGAAACUAUUCCAACCGGCAAUGUCCUUUUUUGUCUGUUUUUUCUUUUCAGUUUUCAUUUGUGGAACAUUGGCAUUCAGCCGAUUAGCUAUUCCUAGACUGUUCACAGAUGGAUGUGUGAGUCUGAACGUGCCCAAGGGGUGUUGUAGGUUCCACCUUGAAGAGGGCCACAGUCAGGGCAACUUUCCCACAUUGAAAAACUUGAAAAUUGCGUCAAUAAUCAUCUUCUAGGCCGGGCGCGGUGGCUCACGCCUGUAAUCCCAGCACUAUG
Messenger RNA from Lemur catta (Ring-tailed lemur), 5712 nucleotides. It is a transcript of the gene SLC35E2B, whose product is annotated as solute carrier family 35 member E2B. NCBI's taxonomy places the organism in Eukaryota, Metazoa, Chordata, Mammalia, Primates, Lemuridae. The record is from RefSeq and is a predicted model, not a curated record. The transcript has 9 exons. Gene Ontology annotation, molecular function: antiporter activity. Bases 949 to 2166 code for a protein of 405 amino acids. Gene Ontology annotation, cellular component: Golgi apparatus.